This is a messenger RNA of Quercus lobata, 1177 nucleotides long. Its product is annotated as non-functional pseudokinase ZED1-like. Lineage: Eukaryota; Viridiplantae; Streptophyta; Magnoliopsida; Fagales; Fagaceae. Gene Ontology annotation, molecular function: ATP binding; protein serine/threonine kinase activity. The record is from RefSeq and is a predicted model, not a curated record. The transcript has a single exon. Bases 10 to 1047 code for a protein of 345 amino acids. Gene Ontology annotation, biological process: protein phosphorylation; cell surface receptor signaling pathway. Gene Ontology annotation, cellular component: plasma membrane.
UUGUUAAGAAUGGCAGGAAAGAAACGAGACAAAAAAAGAGAGAGAGCGUUUUACGAAAAUGGAAGCAAACUACAUGAGAAGCUGAUUGCCUCUUGUAAUGGUAGGCCAAUUCCUAUCCGUAGCUACUCUUGUGAAGAACUCCAGCGGGCAACAAAUAACUACGAUCUUAGCCGUAUUUUUCAUACAGAUAGCUCAUAUGAAUGGUACAAUGGUUCUUUUGAAGGCCGAAUGAUUUCCAUUAAGAAGUACUGUCGACACGAUGACGACGACGACUAUGACUAUCUUUUCACUGAUAUAGCUGUUUCUGCAAAGAUGAGCACUCACAAUAAUGUUCUAAAGCUCAUAGGGUGCUGUCUCGAGACUCAAAUUCCCAUUUCAGUGUAUGAAUCUGCCGCAAAUGGAUCACUUAGGGGUCGAUUAUAUGAUGUUACUAGUAAUCGUGAUGGUGCACAACAACAUGAACGUGAGCCCUUGUCAUGGCAGAGCAGGCUAAAGAUUGCAAGGGAAAUUGCUCAUGCAAUUUUGUAUCUCCACACUGCGUUCUCAAGACCUAUUAUCCACAGGGACAUAAAACCAGGAAAUGUCUUCCUAGACCAAAACGAUGUUGCCAAACUAACUGAUUUUUCAUGGUCCAUAUCGAUCCCUGAAGGUGAAACUCACGUAGAGGAUGCUCUUUAUGGAACUUACAGAUUUAUAUGCCCCCACUAUACGGCUACAGGCUACGUAACGGAGAAAGCUAACGUCUACAGCUUCGGAUCGUUUCUAUUAGAGCUUUUAACUGGACAGAAAUGGAAAAUAGUAGGCACUGCCGACUCUUUUGGUGUUGUGGUUGUGGAUGUUGAAAAUGACGGAGAAAUAGUUACCAUGAAUAUUAAUGAGGUUUUGGAUCCUACAAUCCUUGUAGGGGAAGAAGGAUCUGUUGUGUGGCAACAAUUACAAGAUGUAUUACAGCUUGCUUUCAUAUGUAGAAAAGGGGAUCCGGAGAUCAGGCCAGAUAUGGUUGAUGUUACAAAAGAGCUCAGAAAAAUUGAGAGGUUCAUCCUAUGAUUAUUGGAACUGCCACUUCUCUCUCAUUGCUUUUGUAUUGUGGCAGGUCCAAGUGAGGAGAAGAGAACUGUUGAGUGCUUGUUUUGUGAAAUUUUCUAUGUAAAGUUAAAUGAGUUUAGCUUUGUAACAA